This is a messenger RNA of Rotaria socialis, 804 nucleotides long. The record is from the annotation of a GenBank genome assembly. Lineage: Eukaryota; Metazoa; Rotifera; Eurotatoria; Philodinida; Philodinidae.
AUGUCACAUAAAUUAUUGUUAUUUGUUUUAUUAUUAUUUUCAUCGCCACGUUUUGUUUUCUCAUUAGAAUGUUACAUAAGUGUUAUUCCAUUUGUACUAAAUUAUAGUGUAACAAUUGAUACUCUUCCAUCAUUUGAUAGUUGUACGUUAGUUGAUGUAACUGGUGAAUGUACAUUUACAAUAAUUUGGUUGAGAAAUCCUGAAGCUAGUUUUAUUAUAUUUGGUUAUAAUACAAUAGUGAAUGGGAGUAGUUUUUCAAGUGACUCAAUAUUAGCAAGUGUUCAAUAUGAAUUAGAAGGUGAUGAAUUCGCAAAAAGAUUAUCACAUGAUGUUCAAUAUACAUGUCAAUCAUCUGAUGAAUGCAAUAGUGGAACAAAUCUAAAAAGAAUUUUAAAAUCUCUUCGAAUAGAAGAAAAUUUUUCUAUCGGUUUUAAUUCAUUAAUUGCAGCAAAUGACUCAUUCAAUAAUCAAUCAAUAAGUAAAUGUUAUUUUAAUCGAUCGUCGAAUGAUUGUUCUCCAAUAGAUUAUAAAAGUUGUCGACGAUGUGAGAUAUCAAUGAAUUUUUCUGAUUCAUCAACAAAUGAAAUAUGCGCAACUUGUCCAACUGUAACUCCACAAUUUAAUUCAAUAAGACGUGAUGCUAUUUUCAUUGUUAAUAAUCGAUCACAAGUACUUGAUAAUGUUCAACUAUCUUGUCAAACGGGAGAAUAUUGCAAUUCCAUUGAAAAUAUCUAUCGAAUUCGUCAAGCUAGUUUUAUUUAUUUUGAUUUCGAUCAAUAUUUCUUUUCACUUCUCUUCAGUUGA